This is a messenger RNA of Alosa sapidissima (American shad), 3008 nucleotides long. RefSeq names its product biliverdin reductase A (gene blvra). Lineage: Eukaryota; Metazoa; Chordata; Actinopteri; Clupeiformes; Clupeidae. Gene Ontology annotation, molecular function: biliverdin reductase [NAD(P)H] activity; zinc ion binding; nucleotide binding. The record is from RefSeq and is a predicted model, not a curated record. Gene Ontology annotation, biological process: heme catabolic process. The transcript is spliced from 7 exons. The coding region runs from base 132 to 1007 and encodes 291 amino acids.
AAUUUCACUACGCAUGGAGCCAUGUGAGAGUUAUGAAAGUUGCAACCAGAUUAUUUAACUGCCGCACUGUCUGGGAGACAGAUGAAUAUACGUACAGAGCCUUACUUCAAGUGAUCUCAUUAUAAGGUGACAUGUUUGGCGUAGUGGUCGUGGGCAUUGGGAUUGCGGGCCGGGUGAGAAUCCGUGACCUGCUGGCUCCACUGCCCUCCAGCGCGGCAGAGAAGAUGAGCGUGAAGGGAUUUGUCUCCAGGAGAACCCUGGGGGAGGAACAGGGCGUGAAGCAGAUCUCACUGGAGGAGGCAGCGGAAAGAGAGGACAUCCAGGUGGCCAUGGUGUGCACAGAGAACACGUCCCACGAGGAUCACAUCAGGAGGUUUCUGGAGGCAGGGAAGCACGUGUCUGUGGAGUACCCCAUGACCAUUAACUACAAAGCCGCAGCUGAACUCCAUGACCUCGCCCAGCAGAAAGGUUUGAUCCUGCACGAGGAGCAUAUUGAGCUGUUCACUCCGGACUUUAAGCAGCUGAAGAAGGACGUGGCUGGGAAGACACUGGAGGAGGGUUUUCUACACUUCACAGGGGGUCCUCUGAAGGCCGACUUUGGCUUCCCUGCCUUCAGCGGCAUCUCCCGCCUCACCUGGCUGGUGGACCUGUUUGGCGAGCUGAGCGUCAGCUCCGCCACCAUGGUGGAGGACAAGGAGAAGAACUACAUGAAGAUGACCGCGCAGCUACAGACCCAGGAGCAAAAGUCCAUCACCUGGGUCGAGGAGCGUGGGCCGAACCUCCCGCGGGCGAAGAGCAUCAACUUCCGCUUUGACUCGUGUUCCAUGACAGAGCUCCCGAACGCCCCCAGGGAGCCUGUGGGCCUCUUCAUGCAGGACAUGGUGCUCUUCGGCCAGAAGCUCUCUGGCCAGCUGCCCCCUGACCAGCUCCAGGCCGAGCAGAAACGGGUCCUCCACUGCCUACAGCUGGCAGACACCAUCCAGAGGCUCAGCCAGGCCAGGGCUUGAGGGAGACGCCCCUCACAGGGGUGCAGGGCGAGACCACACCACACUGGGCUGGGGAGAGCCAACCAACCUCGCCUGCAUGUUGGCUAAACAAACGCCUCACCCCCACUCCUGUGCAUUGUGGGAAAUUGUGCAUUGUCCAUUGUGGACAUUCUCUCCAUGUAACUUGUGCAGGGGGGAAAAGAGGGGAAACUAACAUGAAGAUUUAAUCAAUGUUAUGCUAACAUACUCUUUCAUGACCUUAAAAGUUAGACUAACCAUGAGACUAUAAUUCCUAACAUCAUACUAACAAGUACAUUCGUUGAAAGUGUCAUGCUUUAAUAUUUAAUAUUCAAUAUGUGACUGGUGGAUGAUUUUUUUUUUAUUGUAUUUAUUUUGUAACAAAACACAAAAUGAGACAUUUCUGUGUGAAUACGAUGACUACGUCUAUAUCAUUAUAAAUCAAGAUGUUCAAUUUGUUUGAAGAUGCCACCAUGUUAAUGCAGGUGCCACCCACUCUCUUUAGCAGUUUGAUGUUUAACUAGAGAAGCUUCAGGUCAGACAUCCUAAACACACAAUACAUGGAGAUAUGGAUGCCCAUGGGCUCUAAACACAAUGUGCAGUGUAGACCAUUUUGUCAUAAUUUAUCUCAUUUACUUGUUUUAAACGUUGCUUCUUUCUGUUACAGGUCAAGUGUUUUUUUUGUUUUUUUAAGGGGGUGGACGUUACUCAAAGCCCCUAUUCACAAAGACUCUUACGAUAGAAGUAGCUCCUGACAGGAAGAUGUAAGAGAUUCUCCAAAAAAUCAUGGGCGUGUCAGACUUAAUUUAAGGACUUUUUUUUAAAUCAGCAAAUUACUCCUUACAGUCCUUAGUUGUCCUUUCAGUGCUUGUGCUAAAACAACUCUAUUACUUGCAGACAGGCCAGAGGCGGGUAUACUAUGAAACUAAAGCCUGAGAUGCGUUCAAAUUCAGCAAGCAGAUGUAACAGUUCAUGUCCAUUGCCUUGUACUGUAGCUUGCCAUUUUGUUUACAGUUUAAAGUGAACAAUUGCCCAUAUGCCACGCACUUCCUUUUCAGCCAGCACAAACAUUUCCCAUUGACCAUCACCUGUAUUGUUUUAGCAUACAUGUUUACAUGGACCCGGUUGGGUAUUAAACCUAGUGAAUGAGCAUGUUAAAAUGGGAUUGAAGUUGAAUAAAGAGUUGCACUGUUGGUCAUAAACAAGAUGUUUAGUGUUGAACUGAACACGAAAGGAGCAAAAUAUAACAGAAGAUGCUGUUGCUGACGCUUUACCGGAAAUAAAUGUGCUGGCUGAAACAGCCUUUCAUUGCAUAUAGUCCAUUGACCAUUUUUACACAAUAACGUUCAGAUGUAAAAGUUCAAAGAAAGUCCAUCAGGAAUGUUUGCCUUCAGGCAUAAAGCUCAACAUAUUACUAACUAAUCUCACUUCGUAGUAUAUCCAUGAGGCUCUGAAAAUGAGAAACAAAUAGUGACCUCGACCAAGCCAUUAAUAAGUUAAGCCAAUCAACUACAGUAGCAUGGACUAAAGGGAUGUAAUUUGAUUGGCUGUUGAGCUGAAAUAGCAACCUUCUACAAAACUGAAUUGCAGACUAAUGAAUCUGUGCCUUAUCAGAAAGCUCUAAGCCUAGCAUAUAUUCUUCAGACUAGCUGUGUGAAUUUCCACUGUGUAAUUCAGGAAGUGGUCAGCGGUCAUCAUUUCCGUGUUCUGGGACAGUACACACACGUUGACAGAACAUUCAGCUCAUGCUGCGAAUCCUGUACUGUCCAUACAGUGCUUAGCAGCUGUAUGGGACACAGGUUUAAAUACACAUCCAUAAUUCUUUUGAAACGUUUAAAAACACUGCACAACUUUGAAAGGGAGUUAUUUUGAGUUCUUUGAGUGAGUUAUUGUUUACUAAGGAUGUAACCUCAUUGUGCACACUGGGAUUAGACUUUUUUCUGUAUCAUGUUUAAAUAGGUGUUCAUUUUGUAUCCAUGUAAACAAUAAAUAGUGCCUGCAUUA